AUGAGACUCCUAAUACAACGCCUGUUCAUCUGCAAACCCCAUUCAACCCUUCGAAUUUCUCCUACCACUGCCAUUUCUGUUCCUCCCGCUGGCCUUCCUCGUCUGCAAUUCCAGGUCCCUUCAUCGGUCUUCGGCCUCAUUAUCCAGAAACUGUUCUCCGGAGCCUUCUCCAAUAUCCAACCCUGGUCCCUCCGCCGUCCUGUCUCGCGUCCAAUGCAUCAACAAUGUCGUUGUGAGCAGUGCAGCUGCGAAGAUGUUCUCCUGAUGACACUCCCUGUUAUCCCCGUCCUACGUACUCGUGGAUUUUCUGGAGCCCCAGUGAGACACCGUCGGGAACUCUUGUGUGUCUGCAGACCACAUCCAACUCUUCGACUUUUUCCUACCACUGCCCAUUUCUGUUCCUUCCGCUGGCCUUCCUCGUCUGCAAUUCAAGGUCCUUUCGUCGGUUGUCGGCCUCAUUAUCCAGAAACUGUUCUCCGGAGCCUUCUCUAA
Molecule: messenger RNA, 492 nt
Organism: Dibothriocephalus latus
Lineage: Eukaryota; Metazoa; Platyhelminthes; Cestoda; Diphyllobothriidea; Diphyllobothriidae
Source: the annotation of a GenBank genome assembly